AUGGACAAAAAUGAUGAAAUCAAAGGAUUCGAACUCAAUUUGAUUUUGAAUGAUUAUAAAUUUUUGUUAAACUCCAUAACUGAUAUUCCUUCUCCGGCUCCUCUAUCUCCUGCACCUCAUUCAUGGAGGUUCGAAGUCUUUCUCAGCUUCAGUGGCCAAGACACCAGAGGUAACUUCACAGACCAUCUUCUUUCUGGUCUGCUAGAGAGACAAGUGAAGGCUUACAGGGACGACAAAAACCUACCACGAGGAAGUUUCAUUUCAAAAGCACUUCUAAGAGCAAUUGAAAGAUCGAAAAUUUCCAUCAUCGUCUUCUCCAAGAAUUAUGCAGCUUCAAGGUGGAGUUUGGAUGAGCUUGUGAAGAUUAUUAAAUGUAGAAAGCUCUUGGGUCACAUUAUUCUCCCAGUUUUCUUCGAUGUAAGACCUGAUCAUGUUGCCAAGCAAACUGGUCCUUACAAGAAAAUCUUUCGAAAGUAUGAAGAGAAGUACAAGAACAAUAAGCAGAAGGUUGAAAAGUGGAAGGAUGCUCUUAAGACAGUUGCAGAGAUAAGCGGUUGGGACAAGGAAAAUUACAGAUCUGAAUCAAAGUUGAUUAGAAUCAUAGCAAAAAAAGUAGUACGUAAACUGAGAAAGGCAGCCCCAACUGUUGGCAAUCAGCUAGUCCAACUGAAUUCUAAAGUGGAGGAAAUGAAGCUCAAGCUAUACGAGAAGUGGGAAGAAAUUGGCACAAUAAAAUUUUAUGGGUUGCAAUGGGGCAGAAAAAUAUGGGACAGUUCUAAAGACAAGAAAAGGUGGCAAAGCCAACAUGUUAGUGAAUUUUGCUUGAUGAAGUGGACAAACUAG
Messenger RNA from Manihot esculenta (cassava), 843 nucleotides. RefSeq names its product disease resistance protein RPV1-like. Lineage: Eukaryota; Viridiplantae; Streptophyta; Magnoliopsida; Malpighiales; Euphorbiaceae. The transcript has 3 exons. Gene Ontology annotation, biological process: signal transduction. Bases 1 to 843 code for a protein of 280 amino acids. The record is from RefSeq and is a predicted model, not a curated record.